Messenger RNA from Moneuplotes crassus, 2356 nucleotides. NCBI's taxonomy places the organism in Eukaryota, Ciliophora, Spirotrichea, Euplotida, Euplotidae. The record is from the annotation of a GenBank genome assembly.
UUUUAAUGAAGCAAGAUUCCUUAAGAAACAAGAAAGAGUCAUUCAAGAAAAUGACUCUUGGACAGGAUUCUUUCAAAAAUUGUCAAUUAGGCCAAACCAAAAUCCGACAAAAUCAACAAAAUGAGCAAGAGAAUAUAAGAAAUCCUCUGUCAUCGAAGCACUCAAACGUCGGUAUGAGGGAGCUUAAGCUCCCUCAUACCGACGAAGAGAGUCCUGCUUGUUUCCAAGGAAUUCAGGAGUUUACAAAGUAUGAUUUUGAUCAAUAUGAGCGGUACAUAAACUCACAAGGUCUUGAUAUACGCAUUGGCCCAUAUAACCAAGGCUUUUUGAUGGAUAGAAUGUCUGGGGAUAAAACCCAUAGUACACAAUUAGCAAGCAGCACUAAAUAAAUCUAAGAGAAACUCUUCUCUAAUUAUGAAAAAUAAUGCUGAAAAAUUCAUUGGUCAUUUAACCAAUUUUCAGAAAACGAGGGAAAGGAAUGCAGUUAAUGAAGUCAGAUGGAUAGGAAUGAAGACUAUUAAAUCUGGAGGCACUAAAAAUAGCAACUUUUAUCAACUUAACCAAACCACCCAUCUGUUUAAGCAGAAGAAUCAUCAAGAAUUAUGUCAAACUUCUGAUAAUACUCAAGAAUUUAUUGGAAAAGUUAAUGAAGCCAACAAACGGAGCAGAAGUGCUCUGUCAAAAGGGAAGCUUGAAGGCACUCUUUGUGUCAUGGGACUCAACAACUCAGGUUUUGCAAGCACUCAUGUCCCUGAAAAGAUGAACAUGGUUUGUGAUUUUCAUAAAGAAAAUGCCAUCCGCUACAAGUAUCUCCAAGAGCAUCUAAAGAAGAUAGAUCAGAAGAAUAAGACCAAAAUGAGAAGGAAGAUCUCUCCAUUUUGGGUUCAAAGUAAAAAGUAUAACUCACUUGAAUGCAAGAAAUUAAGUUUGAAGGGAGACAAGUUGAUCAGAACACCGAAUGUUUGAACUGGUGAAAAGAAUGAAGAAAAUGAAGCCCUUGAGAACCACUUAGACAGAUCUCUCGAUCGUGAAGAGAGCCGUAGAGGAAUCCAAAAUAGUAUUUAUAAUGAGACUGCAGAUUAUGAAACCCAGUUUUCAAAAACACAACAGAAUUUUCACCCAAAAAUGAACGAAUGCUUGAAUUUAAGUUCGAAUCACAACUCAAAUUUGAUAAGCAAGGAUCUGACAGUUAGGCCUAAGCCUCUUGGAGUUACUGAAAUAAAGAGAGAAAGAAAGACGGUUUCAAGACUUCAAAAAGGUAAAGCUUCUGCUUUGGGAAAGAAAAUAAGAAAUAAUGAAGCUAUUCAUACGAAUGUUUUGAUUCCACAGAGAAAGAGUAAUUCAAUGAUUCCUAAGGAUGAGAAGUUCCAGUACCAAAGGGCACAUUCUAACUAUAGUGGAUCACCUGAGCUCAAAGAAAGAGCUCCCGAGAUUAGCAAUUUGAACAAAAAGACUUUCAUUAGUCAUAUGAAUAUAGUUGAUCUGUCCCAAUUCGAAAAAUAAAAGCGCUAUUAUGCACGUUGAAAUAACUCCUUCAAAGAAGGCAGUCAAAGAGUCUACCUUGCAGAUAAAAAACACCAAUGAUAUCGCAUUAAUUGAUUCACAUAAUAAAAGAAGCACUCGAAAUAAGGCUGAAACACAGACUUUUAAUGGAUCUUCCUUUAAGACUAAUGCAAAGAAUAAAAUCAAGGGAAUCUCGCAUUUUUCCAUCCACACUCCUGCCAAAAGUUCUCCUUUAAACAUUAUCGAAUCUAAAUAACUUAUUUCCUGGGGCCUUAUCAACUGUUUAUAAGGAUUCAAAAGAGAAUAGUAGCACUACAAUCCCAUCUCCCUUAAAAACUUUCUUACAAAGUAAACUGAUCCAAGAAUCUCGCAAAUGAGCAAAGAAGACUCAGGAGAUAAAGGUCAAAAUUAUUCAUAAGCAACAUGCUAGUUUUAACAAAAGUAAGAAUAAGAACGAACUUUGCUUGAAAUGAGGUAAAGUUCCAUGCUCCCAGAAAAAUUCCUGUCAAAAUAACAUAAAAAUCAUCAAAGCUGGCUACCUUGGCAAACAAAACCGGAUGAAAAGAGUCAUGAACAUCAUAAACAAAGACUUCACCGACAAAUGCAGCAUGAUGGCCAAAAAGCAUAAAUUCCACCAAAACCUGCCUCACAAGCCCAAACCCGCCCCUUCUCGUCUCUUCAAGCAGCCAAACAUAAAGCACAUAUUGAGCAAAGUAAAGAAUCGGCACACAAAUUUACCUGCAAAGGGGUCUUCAGCUACUAUUGUGGACUCGAUUGACCAGAACAGGCUGGUGAUUAAGGCUAAUGCCACAGUGAAACUUGUUUAGGAGUUAUGUUACUAUUCAUUCCUAAU